CCAAUAGGCUUCCACGCCAAGUGAGCAUUGCAUUUUCGUUCACUCAAAAACUCAGAAGACUCGUCAAAAUGCUGCUUUUCCUCUCUCCCUCUAUCUCAUUACAAAACAUGGACACCAUCGUCUCCAAUUCCGCAUUACUAUUCAUACCACCGCUCCCUCCAGUCCGUACAGUUACUUCAAACUCUUACUCGCCAACCACUUCUGCCCUCGCGCUCUCAUCGAAGAAGCUCUUCUCCGGCUUCUUCUACAGCUCUGGAAGCCAGAGAAGGCAACUGGGUCUUCGUAAUUCUUCUUCUUCUGCUCGUACGGUUCCUAAGUUUACAGUUGCUUCCGGUGGUGGUAUUCAGCAAAUUAACGAAACCCAGUUCCAGGAUACCGUUCUGAACUCGGACCGUCCGGUUCUCGUCGAGUUCGUCGCCAAUUGGUGUGGUCCUUGCCGCUUAAUCUCUCCUGCUAUGGAAUGGGUCGCUCAGGAAUACAGAGACAGGUUAACAGUUGUUAAGAUUGAUCAUGAUGCAAACCCAAAACUGAUUGAAGAGUACAAAGUUUAUGGGUUGCCAGCUUUGAUUCUCUUUACGAAUGGACAGGAAGUUCCAGAAAGUAGGAGAGAAGGAGCAAUUACAAAAGUGAAGCUGAAAGAGUAUGUGGAUGCUUUAUUGGAGUCAGUAUCAGUUGCAUAGUUGCACUUCCAUUUGGAUAAGCAGAGGUGCCAAUUCCAUCAGCUUCAACUUGUGUGUAAUAUCAAUACUCCCUUCCCAUUUGUUUUUAUUUUUUAUUUUUAGUGUAUUAUACUUGGCAUUCAAUUGUAUAAUUUGAGCUGUAAAUUUCCGAAAAUUAUCAUUAGACUAGCUCUGUUGAUUUACUCCUCAUCUGGACUGGAGUAUGCUUCAUGGAGCACGUAAAUGUAAAAGAUAGUAUUUUGGUUGUCAAAAUGAACACUAGAAUGUAAUCAAGAAAUGAAACCAAAUGUGGUGUAGAGAAAAUUAUGGACUAAAUAGAAAUAAUUUAUAAA
Prunus mume (Japanese apricot) is the source of this 1012-nucleotide messenger RNA. It is a transcript of the gene THX, whose product is annotated as thioredoxin X. Gene Ontology annotation, molecular function: protein-disulfide reductase activity. Gene Ontology annotation, cellular component: cytoplasm. The record is from RefSeq and is a predicted model, not a curated record. Lineage: Eukaryota; Viridiplantae; Streptophyta; Magnoliopsida; Rosales; Rosaceae.